Molecule: messenger RNA, 2714 nt
Organism: Haliotis rubra (blacklip abalone)
Lineage: Eukaryota; Metazoa; Mollusca; Gastropoda; Lepetellida; Haliotidae
Exons: 2
Coding region: 471-1505 (344 amino acids)
Source: RefSeq, a predicted model, not a curated record
GGCGUGAGAGACCUGCCUGUUGGCAAUCGAUUGUGUUGAGGGUUUGUAUCAAGACGUGUAUUCAGGGUGGGACAUAGCGCCAUAGUCACGUGACCAUGAUGGCCCUAGCACAAUAGACAUUUCUACAGUGUAUCACGAAACACAACAGAGAGAUCACACUACAGAGAAUGGAGAGGAUUUCCUCGUGAUGUUUCCUUUUCCUGGUGUUGUCGCUAAGCCGGAGAGACACACGUUGUACUGCGCACUGAAGAAAUAGGUCGCGGCGAAUGUUAUCGUGUUAUCUGCGGCAGUCUGGUUACACCUAUCAACCAAUGAGCCAGCUGGGGGCAAGGAGGGCACCUCGGCAUGUUCGUCUAAGAGUAUAUGAUUGCAGACGGUGGCACAAUUAACCAGGAAAUGCUGACGUCCCGAAGAACGACCAGCGAACGACCAGCUUAUAGCAUUUCUGUAAGGAGUCAACGCCUGUUACAAUGGCUCGCCUGUGCAAUAGAUGGCGGUGUCUGUUGUGUUUUGGAGUAUCAUUAGUAAUUCUUUUCUUCAUCAACCGUUUCCUGCCUCACCAUGUAUAUCCACGCUUCGCACUUCAUGACGAAGUACGUGUCAUUCCUAACACCCAGCCCUUGACAAUCCCUGUUAAAACUACCCUGAUUCCCAAACAGGAGACCGGCGUGAUUCCCAAACAGGAGACCGGCGUGUACCGUUGGAAACGAGGCAAAUGGGUUAGGAUUCCUGGAUUCUGUUCCGCAGUGAAAGGGUUAAAGUUCGCCCAACUCCGAAGCUCGGCGGGUACUAUCAAGAUGUAUAUCCAUGACGUUAAGGACGACGUCCAUGUUUCCGGGUCCAUUCAGAGAUCUGGAAUGUGGGAAUCUGGGGGAGUUCAAACAAUGAUCUCAACACUUAGAGACAACCCUGAUAUGGGUAUGCUUGACCUUGGGUCCCAGCUAGGGACGUAUUCCUUGACGGCUGCGUUGAUGGGCCGCCACGUGGUCGCUGUCGACCCGCUUGUGGAGAACGUAUUGAGACUGUGUGCAACUGCACAGGAGGCAAAACUGGCUGACCGGAUCACUAUUUUAUUUGCAGCGCUCUCUGACGACUACAAGACUGUCACCUUCAAACGUCAAAAAGCAAACAUAGGAGGUACCGUUAUCAAACAUGUCCCGAACACAACGUUUGACAUCAACGACAACUACAACCCAAACUUCAUCUCCACUGUUCGUCUUGACGACGUCUUGCAAUUUGUUGAUUUCCCGAAAGCCUUUGUCAAGAUUGAUGUUGAAAACCAUGAAUAUGAAGUCUUGAAAGAAGGUACCCAACUGUUUUCUAAAGUUGAUGUCCGCAAUAUUCUAAUGGAAUGGUUUCAAAUAAAAAAGACUGCAAAUGCUCCCAAACUAAGGGAUUUCCUUGUCAACAAAGCAUUCAAACCUAUGUGGAUGAACAGAGUCAGGCAGCUUCCUCACUCAAGCUACGUAUCAUGGCCGAAUGAUGUCAUGUGGGUCAAACAGUAACAACAAACGGAAUAUUCUUGUGUUUAUGUGUGCGUGCUAUCGUGCGUACAUCUCUGUGUGUUAAUAUGCGACUGUGUAAACGUACGCGCGCGCGCGCGCGUGUGUGUGUGUGUGUGUGUGUGUGUGUGUGUGUGUGUGUGUGUGUGUGUGUGUGUGUGUGAGAGAGAGUGUGUGUUAACUUGCUGGCGUGUGUGAGUAUGCAAUCGUGUGUGUGAGAGUGUGCAAGCGUGUAUGGGAGGAAUUGGUUUGGAACAGGUGAAAUUCACUGUUGCAAUGUGUUAUGUCCUUAUGAACUAUUCAGGCCUAUACUGUCUGAAGGAAAAGGAGAUCUGGUUUGGCAGCUGAAGCUAAACAAGUAUGUAAUUUCCAUACAAACUCCCAUUCUUCUCCACCCCUACCCUAUUUAGAGUGAAGUGUGUGAGCGACAGGAUGAAACAUAAUGUUUACAUAUUUGCCAUCUAAAACACUACAGAGACAAUCAAGGAUGUGCCCGGAAGGAAAUAUCAGUAAUAGAACCAGAUAAUUAGGCGUGAGGAACGAAGGCGUCAUCUACCGUGCCCUUCAAUGCCCUGUAGAAACUGGGAACAAUGCCCUUCUGUGUCCUGUAGAAACUGGGAAUAAUGCCCUUCAGUGCCAUGUAGAAACUGGGUGCAAUGCCCUUCAUUGCCCUGUAGAAUCUGGGAGAAAUGCCCUUCAGUGCCUUGUAGAAACUGGGAACAAUGUCCUUUAGUGCCCUGUAGAAACUGGGAACAAUGUCCUUCAGUGUCCUGUAGAAACUGGGAACAAUGCUCUUCCGUGUCCUGUAGAAACUGGAAACAAUGUCCUUCAGUGCCUUGUAGAAACUGGGCGCAAUGUCCUUCAGUGCCCUGUAGAAACUGGGUGCAAUGUCCUUCAGUGCCUUGUAGAAACUGGGUGCAAUGUCCUUCAGUGUCCUGUAGAAACUGGACGCAAUGUCCUUCAGUGUCCUGUAGAAACUGGAAACAAUGUCCUUCAGUGCCUUGUAGAAACUGGGCGCAAUGUCCUUCAGUGCCUUGUAGAAACUGGGUGCGAUGUCCUUCAGUGUCCUGUAGAAACUGGACGCAAUGUCCUUCAGUGUCCUGUAGAAACUGGGAACAAUGUCCUUCAGUGCCCUGUAGAAACUGGGAACAAUGUCCUUCAGUGUCCUGUAGAAACUGGGAACAAUGUCCUUCAGUGUCCUGUAGAAACUGG